Messenger RNA from Trichogramma pretiosum, 1158 nucleotides. RefSeq names its product chymotrypsin-C-like. Gene Ontology annotation, molecular function: serine-type endopeptidase activity. The record is from RefSeq and is a predicted model, not a curated record. Gene Ontology annotation, biological process: proteolysis. Lineage: Eukaryota; Metazoa; Arthropoda; Insecta; Hymenoptera; Trichogrammatidae. The transcript has 5 exons. The coding region runs from base 1 to 1158 and encodes 385 amino acids.
AUGGAGUUCCCCAAAGUUCGCCUCAGCUCGGCCUCUCUGCCAGUCGGUCUUGUGCUUGUGCCGCUGCUGCUGCUGCUCUGCAUCAGCAACGAAGCGUCCGCGAGGACGGCUCGAAUCCUCGGCGGCGUCGACACCGAACUCCACGAGUUCAAAUACCAAAUAUCGGUGCAGAACGCGAAAAAUGGGCACGUCUGCGGCGGAGCCAUCAUCGGCGAGCAGUACGCCCUGUCGGCGGCUCACUGCUUCUUCAACGCGCGCCAGGGUGUCUUUAAGAAGGGACCCUACCACAUCGUCGCCGGCACGAACAAUCUCAAGUCCAAGAGCCGAGUAGUGGUGGGCGUGAGCGCCGUCUACGUGCCCAAAGUCUUCUCGACCUACAUGAACUCGGACGUGGCAUUGAUCAAGUUGAGCGAUAGAUUGAAUUUGAACGACGACAGGCUCGAUAAAGUUGAGCUACCCGAGGUUGGUGCAUUGUACGACGGCUACGGUGCUGUUUUAACGGGCUACGGCUGGACGACGCCUCAUGGACCCGCCUCGAAGAAGCUCAUGAAGUCCCGGGCCUUGGUGAUCGAAAAUCAGCUCUGCCAGAGCUUUUAUGUGUCCAAGAUAUUCCCGCAGCAUUUGUGCGCUUAUUUGGUCGAGCAACCGAUCGGCUUCCCCCAAGGCUUUUGUAACGACGAUAGUGGCAGUCCAUUGGUGCACAAAAAUGUGAUCAUCGGCAUCGUAUCGUUCAACAAAGCCACGUGCAACGAGAAGGACGGUCCUGGCGUUUACACUCGGGUAUCUUCGCUCGUCGGCUUCAUCCACAAGACGAUGAACGGCAUCGUCGACGCGGAAGGAAUAAUCGGCGGCACCGAGGCACUGCCCGACGAAUUUCCCUACGUUGUCUCGGUGCAAUGGGACUUUUGGGGCCACUUUUGCGGUGGCGUCGUGAUCGACGAGUGGUUUGUCCUCACGGCCGCGCACUGCCUCGGUCUGGAGAAACCGGACCAGAAAGAGGUGCAGAUUCCGUUGAGCAUAGUCGCCGGCACGAAUCACCUACUGGACAGCACGAAUAACAGCACGAGGGUUCGGGUUGACGUCGAAUCGGUUUACAUACCCGCAGUUUAUAAGCCAGAAAAGACGUCGCCGGGAGAUAUAGCCGUGCUCAAGAGAUGA